GAUGUAUAAAAUUGUAUUAUAUGAGUCAGUUCGUAAUACUCUAAUAAGGAUACGGAUGUUCAGUGCUUUGUCUAAAGAUGCAAUACGCUUUUGAUUCCAUGCAAACCUCGUGUUGACCCUUAUGUUUUCAAGGUCAGGACAGAAGGAAAACACUACACAGAAGCUAGUGAUAGCAAUGGAUAAUCCUGGUGAAGAUGAAUCUCCAGACAGUGCAAGUGGACGUACUGAUACAGAGGUAGACAAUAUGGAGCAGGAUGAUGCUCUGCACCCAGCAAGUGGCACCCCUGUCACAAUAACUGGAAGGGAAGCCAGUCAGACACAAAGUGAGCUUUCAGAGUCCCCACCCAGUCACUCUGAAAGUAGCCAGGAAGAUGUUGCUGAAAAAGUAACACAGGAAGAUGAGGAGGAAUCAGAAAGUGGGGUUGAUGGGCAGUCGGACUUUAGUGAAGAUAUAACCUGUCUAAUUGCGGACAGUAUACAUGGUGCUGAUGGAGUGGAGACGCAGACUUGCUUACCUCAUUCUAUACUAAAGCAUCAGACACAGGAUGAUAGGGAGCCUAUACCAGCUUUUGUAAUGGAUAACGUUUGCAUGAAAACGGGGUAA
Molecule: messenger RNA, 604 nt
Organism: Lingula anatina
Lineage: Eukaryota; Metazoa; Brachiopoda; Lingulata; Lingulida; Lingulidae
Biological process (GO): carbohydrate metabolic process
Source: RefSeq, a predicted model, not a curated record